Molecule: messenger RNA, 619 nt
Organism: Plutella xylostella (diamondback moth)
Lineage: Eukaryota; Metazoa; Arthropoda; Insecta; Lepidoptera; Plutellidae
Gene: SmD2
Product: small ribonucleoprotein particle protein SmD2
Biological process (GO): RNA splicing
Cellular component (GO): small nuclear ribonucleoprotein complex
Molecular function (GO): RNA binding
Source: RefSeq, a predicted model, not a curated record
UUCGUACCGGUUUACAACACUAUAAUAUAAAUGUCAAAAAUUUCCAUAGACAAAACAAAAGUAAAAUACUAAAAUAGCGUCUCGCGCCACGGCUUUGUUGAUAAUUUCGCGAAAAAUAGCUUUAUUUCAGCAAUUUUAUCCAAAUUAACCGUAAAAUGGCGGCUCCAGCUAAACCACGCUCUGAUAUGACUCUGGAGGAGUUGGCAAAGAUCGAGGAGGAGGAAUUCAGCACAGGACCUCUCUCCGUGCUCACCCAGUCCGUAAAGAACAACACCCAAGUGCUCAUAAACUGCCGAAACAACAAGAAGUUGUUGGGUCGUGUCAAGGCUUUCGACCGGCAUUGCAACAUGGUGCUGGAAAAUGUUAAAGAAAUGUGGACAGAAGUGCCGAGGACGGGCAAAGGAAAGAAGGGAAAGGCUGUAAAUAAAGACCGGUUCAUCUCCAAAAUGUUUCUCCGAGGAGAUUCAGUGAUCUUAGUCCUAAGGAACCCGCUUGCCACAGCUGCCGGCAAGUGAAUACAUUUAGAACAAUAAACACAAGGUUUUAGCAUAAGUAUCAUAAGUUUACUUCUUUAACAACAUUUAGGAAACUAUUAAAAGCAUUUGAGUCAUUCCUAAAA